CGUUGCCUGACGUGCGAGGCCCAGCUCCACUUUUCGUCCCGCGUCUCCUCCUCCUGCUGCCACCGCGCUCCUCCUCCCGCUCCAACUCCUUCUCCAACUCCCUCGCUUUCCCGCUCCACCCGCGAACCCCGACUCAGCGCCCGCCCCUUGCAGUCCUGUCUCGGAGCUGGGAGCGCGUCCGCCCCGGCCCGCACCAUGGCACGGUUCGCCUUGCCCGCGCUUCUCUGCACCCUGGCGGUGCUCAGCGCCGCGCAGCUGGCGGCCGAGCUUAAGUCGAAAAGUUGUUCGGAAGUGAGACAUCUCUACAUGUCCAAAGGCUUCGACAAGGACGAUGCCCCCACGCACGAGAUCAACGGUGAUCACUUGAAGGUCUGUCCCCAGGGUUAUACCUGCUGCUCUCAAGAGAUGGAGGAGAAGUAUAGCCUACAAAGUAAAGAUGAUUUCAAAAGUGUGGUCACCGAGCAGUGCAAUCAUUUGCAAGCAGUCUUCGCCUCUCGUUACAAGAAGUUCGAUGAAUUCUUCAAAGAACUACUUGAAAAUGCAGAGAAAUCCCUGAAUGACAUGUUUGUGAAGACAUAUGGCCGCUUGUACAUGCAAAAUUCUGAGCUAUUUAAAGAUCUCUUCGAAGAGCUGAAGCGCUACUAUGUGGUGGGAAACGUGAACCUGGAAGAAAUGCUGAAUGACUUCUGGGCCCGCCUUCUGGAGCGGAUGUUCCGCCUGGUGAACUCUCAGUACCACUUCACAGACGAGUAUCUAGAAUGUGUGAGCAAGUACACAGAGCAGCUGAAGCCCUUUGGCGAUGUCCCCCGGAAACUGAAGCUACAGGUCACUCGUGCAUUUGUAGCAGCCCGUACCUUUGCUCAAGGCUUGGCAGUUGCCAGAGAUGUAGUGAGCAAAGUCUCUGUGGUGAAUCCCACAGCCGAGUGUACCCAUGCCCUGUUGAAGAUGAUCUACUGCUCUCACUGCCAGGGCCUUGUGACUGUGAAGCCUUGUUACAACUACUGCUCAAACAUCAUGAGAGGCUGUUUGGCCAACCAAGGGGAUCUGGAUAUUGAGUGGAACAACUUUAUAGAUGCUAUGCUCAUGGUGGCCGAGAGGCUAGAGGGUCCUUUCAACAUCGAGUCAGUCAUGGACCCCAUUGAUGUGAAGAUUUCUGAUGCUAUCAUGAACAUGCAGGAGAACAGCGUGCAAGUGUCUCAGAAGGUUUUCCAGGGCUGCGGACCCCCCAAACCCGUCCCAGCUGGACGGAUUUCCCGCUCUGUCCCUGAAAGUGCAGCCUUCAGUACCUUCAGUGCCUUCAGUGCGCGCUUCAGGCCGUACCACCCCGAGGAACGCCCCACCACAGCGGCUGGCACUAGUUUGGACCGACUGGUUACUGAUGUCAAAGAGAAACUGAAACAGGCCAAAAAGUUCUGGUCCUCUCUUCCUAGCAAUGUGUGCAACGACGAGAGGAUGGCUGCAGGAAAUGGCAACGAGGAUGACUGCUGGAACGGGAAGGGCAAGAGCAGGUACCUGUUUGCAGUGACUGGAAAUGGUUUAGCGAACCAGGGCAAUAAUCCGGAGGUCCAGGUGGACACCAGCAAACCGGACGUAGUAAUCCUUCGCCAGAUUAUGGCACUUCGGGUGAUGACCAGUAAAAUGAAGAACGCGUACAACGGCAAUGACGUGGACUUCUUUGAUAUCAGUGAUGAAAGCAGCGGAGAAGGCAGUGGGAGUGGAUGUGAGGACCAGCGGUGCCCUUUGGAGCUCGAGUACAACGCGACCGUGCACUCGGGGAAGAAUGCCAACGAGAAAGCCAGUCGCGCUGCUGCCCUUGCGGGGACACAGCCCUACCUCCUCACUGGCUUCUGCAUCUUGUUCCUGGUUAUGCAGAGAGAGUGGAGAUAAUUCUCCACCUUGGAGGGGAAGCGUGUUCAUCAUCAAAAAGUUAAAGAGGCGCCGGCUAUCACUUUUAUACCAUUCUAGUGACUUUGCUUUUUAAACAAAUGGACAACGAUGUACAGUUUUUACUAUGUGGCCACCGGUUUUAAAAAGUGCUGACUUUUUUCAUUCAGUUUUGCAGUGGGGGGAAAGGGGACUACCCGUAAAGUCAGUUCCUGCUCCCUCAGAAUCCUGUUAAAUGUGGCUGACAGUGUAGGAACAGAACUGUAGCUAGCUGUGCAUUUGUGAUUUUUAUCACGAUUUUUUUUUCCUUUUUGUUUGUGGGUUUUUUUUCUUCAGUUAUGAUCUCACCUUGUUUCUUAAAAGAAAACCAGGGUCCUUUCUUGGCAUGUAACAUGUACGUAUUUCUGAAAUAUUAAAUAGCUGUACAGAAGCAGGUUUUAUUUAUCAUGUUAUCUUAUUAAAAGAAAAAGCCCAGCAAGCAGUAAAAUUUCCAUUUAUCCCUGUUUUAGUUGCCUUAUCUGGAGAGAAGCAGAGGUGACUUUUUCACCAUUAUUGUUAAGUUAGGGCAGAAUGCAAAGGCAAGAGGGGCUGGUCAGGUUGCAUUCAAGCACCAAUACAAGAAGGUUACACUUUAUUCACAGCUGGUGACUGGGAGAGACUGCAGACUACCCAUUUGGCUGAUUUGGGUUGCAUAGACUAAGAGCACAAGAGGUCCAUUUCUUGAACCCGCUUAUAUUUGAAGUGUAACCCACUUAGAAGAUUCAGGAUACCUAUUCCCUAGAAGAGAUCAGGUAUUCCAGUUGUCCCAGUUGUCGUAUAUUCACACUUAGUUUGGGGAGGGUGGGUUUUGGUUGUUUUUUUUUUUUUUUUCCCCGUAAUCCAGGCACGUCAGCCAGCUGCUGUCCGCUGGUCUUCUCGUCCAUGCUGACACUCUCUGGAUUGAUACCCCAAUGGUGAUAUUAAAUGGUCAACAAUCUCAUCUGGUUCCUUUUGUUACAAUGUUCUGGACCUCAAAUUCAACUAUAUAAAUGGGAGCGCUGUUGGGGUGGGUAGCCAGAAUUAGGGUGCAGCCUGGGCUCAGGGAAUAACUGGCAACACUCGACGAAAGUUUUUGUCAGUGCAUGUGCUUCACACUUGUCUUUGAAUCCCAGUUUUUGCAGAGCUUCUGGUCUUAUAUGAGUUUUUCUGGCCCAAACCCCUCUGACCAGUAAGAUGAAGGACUUGUAGUAGCUUGUAUCAAUCAAUCCACUUGGGGAGAAUUCAGUGUCCAGAUUUGUUCAACUGGUUUUGGGGAUUUGGGGGGGCAGGGAGUUGGGCAUAAUAGGUAGAAAUGAGACUGCUUCGUGGGGUGACUUUUUAGCUCCUGACGGAACCGGCCCCAGCCAAAGAUGGACAACUGCCUUGGCUCCUUACAAACUGGUCCCUGAAUCCUUACCAAUGACAGCUCAUAAAACCAUGCAAAUGUACCAGAUCACUGCAAAAGGAGUCCCCGGCACAGUUUUCAGAAAGAGUCAGAUUCUGUGAGUCUCUUCCUGCUUUAGACAGCCAGUAAAAUCACAACCAAUUUUACAGAAGUGAAACCCACAGAGGUUGUUUGUGUUCUUGUUCAAUCUUCAGUUAUAAGAGUAAUUCUCUAUUUUUAUAUUGAAACAUAAUUACUUGAUAGCUCAGGGUCUACAUUUCAUUCAACUUUUUACACCAAAUUCUACAGAAUGGUCAAAACGGAAUAUCGGGGGCUGUUGUAAACAGAGGCUUAAUUUUAUUAGAAGUAGCCAGUUAUUUAUUAAAGCAUGAUGUUAAUAAAAUAGGCAUAUUCUG
Condylura cristata (star-nosed mole) is the source of this 3702-nucleotide messenger RNA. RefSeq names its product glypican 4 (gene GPC4). Gene Ontology annotation, cellular component: plasma membrane; cell surface; extracellular region. Bases 196 to 1887 code for a protein of 563 amino acids. Gene Ontology annotation, biological process: cell migration; regulation of protein localization to membrane; regulation of signal transduction. The transcript has 9 exons. NCBI's taxonomy places the organism in Eukaryota, Metazoa, Chordata, Mammalia, Eulipotyphla, Talpidae. The record is from RefSeq and is a predicted model, not a curated record.